AUGCAGAGCCAGGUCGCGCAUGGGCAAAGGAGGAGGAGCUUCAGCUCUCGCCCAUUCUACACCACCGUCUUCCUCCUCAGCCUAUUCGCCGUCUACUCUCUCUUCAUCAAGGGGCCGUCGGUGCACCGCCAGGAGCAGCAAAGCCUGGUCGCGCGGUCCGGCGAGGACUGCCGCUUGGUUCACAAUGCCCACGACAAAUGCGCCUUUGUUAAGCGCAACUGUCACGAUGACGAAGCUGGUCUUCUCGAGUACCUGACCCUCUACUACUGCAACCUAGGCCAUGCCCAGCCAGUCGCAUUUAUCAUACUGGUCUCUUGGCUGGGGCUGCUGUUCACCACUAUCGGCAUUGCUGCGAGCGACUUCUUCAGCGUCAACCUGAGCACCAUCGCCACCAUCCUUGGUCUGAGCGAGAGUCUGGCUGGUGUCACCUUCCUGGCCUUCGGAAAUGGGUCACCGGAUGUCUUCAGCACCUUCGCUGCCAUGAGCUCCAACAGCGGGAGUAUGGCUGUGGGCGAGUUGAUCGGUGCUGCUGGCUUCAUCACGUCUGUCGUUGCCGGCUCCAUGGCUCUGGUGCACGAGUUCAAGGUCAGCAAGACCACCUUUGUGCGAGAUAUCUGCUUCUUCAUCGUAGCCGUGGGCUUUACCAUGGGUUUUCUAGCCGAUGGGAACAUCCACCUAUGGGAAUGCUGUGUCAUGAUUGGCUUCUACGCUUUUUACGUCAUCUUCGUCGUCGGCUGGCACGCAUUCGUCAAAAGGAGAAACGCCCGGAAGGCCAAGGAAGACGCAGCACGAGGACAUUUCUUUGCGCCUGCAGGUGAUAGGGUCAACGACGAGCUGGAACCCUACCGAGAUGACCCUGACAAUGAAGACACCACUGUUUCAGCAGGACGUGGGCCCGCCACAGUAGACAUUGGGAUGCUGGAGCGAGGGCCACGCAUUGAGAUUGGUCCCGCCGACGAGGACGAGGUUGACGAGGCGGACCGUCGUCAGCAUGUUGCUGCGGAAGUGGCUAGCAGUAUGCGAGUGACUCGCCCGCGUGGGAGAAGAAGCACCACAACCAUCACCCCCAUACGGCCCAGCCUGGUCGGUGCUCUCGAGUUCAGAGCAGUACUAUCAUCGUUGCAGAGGGAAGGCAACGUUCGUAUGAGACCAAUCACUGCUCGUAGCCAUUCUGCCGAUCGCCUUAGGCCUGGCCAGGGAGUUUUGGUUGGAGGGACCAGAAGCGCGUAUAGCGCACAAACAGUGGAAGCCCUUACCGGUCGAUCGUCUGCGUCUAGAAGUCGUGCACAAUCCUCCGGCGCCAUUCCGCCAACUUUUGAUGCCGACCUCGUGGCCCGAAGGUCGAUAGAAGACGAGAUAGGAGCUCCUAGCCCUCACACGAUCGGCGGAAAGUUGGCUCCUCCUCCGAACGAUUUCAUGGGCAGUCGCCCGACAGAGACCGAUGUUACAGGAGACAAGUCCCAGCCCUCAUCACCACUGUUGCACAGACUUAGCAUACCCAGUUCGCCUGCUACUGAGAGGCCAUCGCCGCAUCUCUCUCCCUUCCCGGGAUAUACUGACUCGCCCCUUGUUAUGACUCCAAAUGCGCAAGAGCCGCCGCAUUUCAUGCUCCCAACACCUGCUGAUGAGCGAAAUCCACAAUUCCCGAGCAUGAUUGCGCGCGCAGAUACAAGACCGGUCAAAUGGUGGCCUUAUCAGGUGCUACCAGCACCCCACGUCUUGCUGAAUACCUUGUUCCCUACACUGCAGGGGUGGCGGAACAAGAGCAUAUGGGACAAGCUGAUCAGUGUCAUUUCCGUACCGACUAUCUUUCUGCUGGUAAUCACAUUGCCGGUGGUGGAAAGCGACACCACCGACGACGAGGAGUCUGGUGACAGCAUUGUAGAGCAACCAGCAACAGGUCACCUGGGGAACACGGCAGCAGCAGUAUCCUACGAAUCGGAAGGGUCUAUUGAACCCGAGACAGAGUGGCAGCGGUAUAGACGCAGCACGAUAUCCAGAGCAUCGAGUCGCAGCCCUUCGCCGGCCCUCAUUACCUUGGACAGCCCCAAUGACACACCGCCAUAUAAUCAGGCUCACUCUGCUUCAUCGCUUCCUUCGCUGAACAUACAACCUUCUAAGCCUGUUUCGGUAUCAGACCAGGACAACUCAACGCUGCAGGAGGAAGAACAUGGGUGGAACCGCUGGCUGUUGAUUCUACAGAUCUUCGUGGGCCCGGCGUUCUGUGUGCUCGUGGUGUGGGCAAACAUGGCUGAAGAGCUGGAGCGACCUAUCAAGCAUCUUGUAAGAGCACUUUUGAUCUCCCUUGUGGGUUCUCUGGUGCUACUUGCUAUCCUACUCAUGACUACGUCGCCUACCCGUCGGCCCAAGUAUCACUUCAUGUUUUGUUUCCUGGGCUUUUGUAUUUCAAUUGCUUGGAUUUCUACUGUGGCAGGUGAGGUAGUCGGUGUGUUGAAAGCAUUUGGAGUGAUCCUGGACAUAUCGGAAGCUAUCUUGGGUCUCACCAUAUUUGCCGUGGGCAACUCGGUAGGGGACUUAGUUGCUGAUAUCACGGUGGCCAGACUUGGGUAUCCGGUAAUGGCUUUAUCUGCCUGCUUUGGCGGGCCUCUGUUGAAUAUCUUACUCGGCGUCGGCCUGGGUGGUGCCUAUCAAACGAUCCAUGCAGCCAACAAACGGAAGGCAAAGCAUCCCGAAAAGGCCUUUCGGUAUAAGCCGUACCACAUACAAGUCAGCGGGACUUUGAUGGUCUCAGCAAUAGCGUUGCUUGUGACGUUACUUGCCCUUCUCGUUGUCGUGCCGAUGAACAAAUGGGUUAUGAGCAGAAAGAUUGGCUGGGGCCUCAUUGCCCUUUGGUCGGUCAGCACCGUUCUGAAUCUCGUGAUAGAAGUCACCGGAUUCUGGCAGGAAAUCGCUUAG
Messenger RNA from Anthostomella pinea, 2916 nucleotides. NCBI's taxonomy places the organism in Eukaryota, Fungi, Ascomycota, Sordariomycetes, Xylariales, Xylariaceae. The record is from the annotation of a GenBank genome assembly.